This is a messenger RNA of Trichechus manatus latirostris (Florida manatee), 4097 nucleotides long. It is a transcript of the gene KDM4C, whose product is annotated as lysine demethylase 4C. Gene Ontology annotation, biological process: chromatin remodeling; regulation of gene expression. Gene Ontology annotation, molecular function: histone H3K9 demethylase activity. NCBI's taxonomy places the organism in Eukaryota, Metazoa, Chordata, Mammalia, Sirenia, Trichechidae. The record is from RefSeq and is a predicted model, not a curated record. Gene Ontology annotation, cellular component: chromatin; nucleus. Bases 156 to 3323 code for a protein of 1055 amino acids. The transcript has 23 exons.
GCGCUUGCGCAGCGAACAGCUGUCACCCAGUGCGGAACAAGUCUCCCAAAUUUCCCAAAUCUCCUGGGGACAGAGGCCACCGUCUUCCUUCUCGUCGUCCUCCGCUAGGUCACGCCUGCGUCCCUGUCCGCGCGCCAGAGACUGCCCCAGCCAUCAUGGAGGUGGCCGAGGCCGAGAGCCCUCUGAACCCCAGCUGUAAGAUCAUGACCUUCAGACCCUCCAUGGAGGAGUUCAGGGACUUUAACAAAUGCCUCGCAUACAUGGAGUCUAAAGGAGCUCACCGAGCAGGCCUUGCAAAGGUGAUCCCUCCUAAGGAGUGGAAACCGAGGCAGUGCUACGAUGACAUUGACGAUUUGCUGAUCCCAGCGCCCAUCCAGCAGAUAGUGACAGGGCAGUCGGGACUCUUCACUCAGUACAACAUCCAGAAGAAAGCCAUGACUGUGAAGGAGUUCAGGCAGCUGGCCAACAGUGGCAAAUACUGUACUCCAAGAUACUUGGAUUAUGAAGAUUUGGAGCGCAAGUACUGGAAGAACUUAACUUUUGUGGCACCUAUCUAUGGCGCAGAUAUUAAUGGGAGCAUAUAUGAUGAGGGUGUGGAUGAAUGGAACAUAGCCCGCCUAAAUACAGUCUUGGAUGUUGUUGAGGAAGAGUGUGGUAUUUCAAUUGAGGGUGUGAAUACCCCUUACCUCUAUUUUGGCAUGUGGAAAACCACCUUCGCAUGGCACACGGAGGAUAUGGACCUCUACAGCAUUAACUAUCUCCACUUUGGAGAGCCCAAGUCUUGGUAUGCUAUACCUCCGGAGCAUGGAAAACGGCUUGAAAGACUAGCUCAAGGUUUUUUCCCAAGUAGCUCGCAAGGGUGCGAGGCAUUUCUCCGCCACAAGAUGACGUUGAUCUCUCCCUCUGUGCUGAAGAAGUACGGCAUCCCCUUCGACAAGAUCACCCAAGAGGCGGGAGAAUUUAUGAUCACUUUCCCAUAUGGCUACCAUGCUGGUUUUAAUCACGGUUUCAACUGUGCAGAGUCUACAAAUUUUGCCACUGUUAGAUGGAUUGACUAUGGAAAAGUUGCUAAAUUGUGCACCUGCAGGAAAGACAUGGUGAAGAUUUCAAUGGAUAUCUUCGUGAAGAAAUUUCAGCCAGACAGAUACCAGCUUUGGAAGCAAGGAAAGGAUAUCUACACCAUUGAUCACACGAAGCCUACUCCGGAAUCCACCCCUGAAGUCAAGGCAUGGCUGCAGAGGAGGAGGAAAGUCAGAAAAGUGCCCAAGAGCUUCCAGCGCACUAGAUCUCACCCUAAAAGGCCUAAAACUGAGGAGGAUGAGGAAGCGUCAGCUGUAGCCGAUGGGGAUGAGUUCCCCACCCCUGAACUAGCCACAGACCAGCUUAAGGUCAGUGAAAAGCCAGAAGCAGCAGUGAAGCUGGGGAACAUAGGAGCAGCUUCUGAGGAGGAGACCUUUGCUGACAGGAUGCAGCCGGAUCAGAACUUGUUGCAUAAUAUCAACCUCUCAGGGAACAGCUGCUCAAGCACAUCUAUAAUGGAGGAGAUGAAAACUGAGGAGGACGAGGCCUGUGCCACGGUUGCACCUUCCAACCCCGAGGAGGCCGAUGGUGCUGUCACGUUAUCGAGUGGCUGCGUGAAGUCUGAGGAAGCAGACCCUGCCAAGCUUUCAUGGCCAAGGUCGCCCGAGUCGUGCUCCUCAGUGGCAGACACUAAUGGUGUGUGGACAGAGGGAGAGGAGAGUGACCUGGAGAGCUGCGGGAGUGGCCUGGAGCCUGGGGAAGUCCCAGAGGUCCCCAGCGGAGAGAGAAAUGGCUUCAAAGUCCCCCAUAGAAUAGAAGCAGAGACCAAAACCGCUAAGAGUUGGCGCCAUCCGCUUAGUAAGCCUCCGGCAAGAUCCCCGAUGACACUCGUGAAGCAGCAGGCAGCCAGUGACGAAGAAUUGCCUGAGGUGCCCUCAACUGAGGAAGAAGUAGAAGAAACGGAGUCUUGGGCGAAGCCUCUGGUCCACAUUUGGCAGACGAAGUCCCCAAACUUCGUGGCUGAGCAAGAAUACAAUGCAGCCGUAGCCAGAAUGGCACCACACUGCGCUAUCUGUACUCUGCUCAUGCCCUACUACAAGCCAGACAGCAGCAAUGAAGAAAAUGAGUCUAGAUGGGAGACAAAAUUAGAUGAAGUGAUUACUUCGGGAGAAAAGACUAAGCCACUCAUUCCCGAGAUGUGUUUUAUUUAUAGCGAGGAAAAUAUAGAAUAUUCUCCACCCAAUGCCUUCCUUGAAGAAGAUGGAACAAGCCUUCUGAUUUCCUGUGCAAAGUGCUGUGUACGGGUUCAUGCAAGUUGUUAUGGUAUCCCUUCUCAUGAGGUCUGUGAUGGAUGGCUGUGUGCCCGGUGCAAAAGGAAUGCAUGGACAGCUGAGUGCUGUCUCUGCAACUUGAGAGGGGGUGCCCUUAAGCAAACUCAGAACAACAAGUGGGCCCAUGUCAUGUGUGCUGUUGCGGUCCCAGAAGUUCGAUUCACUAAUGUCCCAGAAAGGACACAGAUAGAUGUAGGCAGAAUCCCUUUACAGAGGUUAAAAUUGAAGUGCAUGUUCUGCAGACACCGCAUUAAGAAGGUCUCUGGAGCCUGCAUCCAGUGUUCCUACGGCCGCUGCCCAGCCUCCUUCCACGUCACGUGCGCCCACGCCGCUGGCGUGCUGAUGGAGCCCGAUGACUGGCCGUAUGUGGUGAACAUCACGUGCUUUCGACAUAAGGUCAACCCCAACGUGAAGUCCAAGGCUUGCGAGAAGGCCAUUGCAGUGGGCCAGACGGUCAUCACGAAGCAUCGGAACACCCGGUAUUACAGCUGCAGGGUGAUCGCCGUGACGUCACAAACUUUCUAUGAGGUCAUGUUCGACGACGGCUCCUUCAGCAGAGACACGUUUCCCGAAGAUAUUGUGAGCCGAGACUGCGUGAAGCUGGGUCCCCCGGCCGAGGGAGAAGUCGUCCAAGUCAAGUGGCCUGAUGGCAAACUCUACGGGGCAAAAUAUCUAGGCUCGAACAUUGCCCACAUGUACCAGGUUGAAUUUGAAGAUGGAUCCCAGAUAGCGAUGAAGAGAGAGGACAUCUACACCUUAGAUGAAGAGUUGCCCAAGAGAGUGAAGGCUCGUUUCUCUACAGCCUCUGAUAUGCGAUUUGAGGACACAUUUUAUGGAGCGGACAUAAUCCAAGGGGAGAAAAAGAGACAAAGAGUGCUGAGCUCCAGAUUUAAGAACGAAUACGUGGAUGACCCCGUAUACCGCACUUUCCUGAAGAGCUCUUUCCAGAAGAAGUGCCAGAAGAGACAAUAGUCCACAUGCAUUGCUGCAGGCUACGAGCUGGAGGAGGAGAGGUAACUAAGAAAGAGACACUAAGGCUCAGAGAGGUUAAGGAACUUGCCUAGAAUUACACAACUUUCUCAACCUAAGAAGAAAAGGAGGAUCUUAAAUCUGACCAAAGACAUUGGAUAGGUGAGUCCUGAAGCUCCAAAGAAAGGUUAGCACUAGAGGUAUAAAUGUGGAAGGCAAUACCUUUAUUGGAAGAUGUUAGAAAAAUACAUGAGAGGUACAUUGGAGAAAAGGUAAAACUGUAGGGACAGAAAACAGAGCAGCAAUUGCCAGAGGCUGGAGGUAGGGGGAGGCGAUUGGCAACAAACAGCUAUGAGGGAACUUUUUGUUCUUGAUUGUGAUCAAAAUGUGGGAAGAUUUAUAGAGCUACACACUAAAAUGAGUGGAUUUUACUAUAUGUAAAUUAUAUCUAAAUUACCAUGACUUUGAAAAGAGCAAACCAGGGGGUGGAGGGGAGAUCACUGAGAGAGAAUACGACACAUAAGAGCAGUGGGCAGAGAUGAGAACCCUAGGGAACAGCUAAGUUGUUAAAUAGCUCAUGUUUAACAGGUAGAAAAAGAGGAGCCUAUGAGUGGGGGAUGAGAAGGGCAGAGAGGUGGGAAAACAGGAUGCUGUGAUGUCACGGAUGUCAAGGGAGAAGUAUGUCAAAAAGGAGGAGUGGUCCACAGAUAAAAUACUGCAGAGUCCAAGGAAGAUCAUGUAACCGGUGAUUAGGAGGCCAAUAGUGAUCGUGGUGAG